Chlorella variabilis is the source of this 966-nucleotide messenger RNA. RefSeq lists its product as hypothetical. The record is from RefSeq and is a predicted model, not a curated record. The transcript is spliced from 4 exons. Lineage: Eukaryota; Viridiplantae; Chlorophyta; Trebouxiophyceae; Chlorellales; Chlorellaceae. Gene Ontology annotation, molecular function: L-cystine transmembrane transporter activity. Gene Ontology annotation, cellular component: vacuolar membrane. Gene Ontology annotation, biological process: L-cystine transport. The annotation marks the transcript as partial.
UACUUUUGUGCCUGGUCCAUUUCUUUCUACCCCCAGGCCUACCUCAACUACCGCCGCAAGAGCGUGGUGGGGCUGUCGCUCGACUUCCAGCUCCUCAACCUGCUGGGCUUUGGGUGCUAUGCCGUCUACAAUGCCGCUCUGUUCUGGGACCCGCUGGUGCGGCGGGAGUACGCCUGCCUCAACCGCGGCUCCAUGCCAGCCGUGCACGCCAACGACGUCUUCUUCGCGCUGCAUGCCUUUGUGGUGACCGCUCUGACGCUGAUCCAAUGCGCUGUCUACGACCGGGGCGGCCAGCGCAUCUCCUGGCCCGCAGCGCUGGGCACCGGCGCCGCAGCAGCCUCGAUCGCGGCCUAUCUGGCGGCUGUGAUUGGCGCGGCGACCCAGGGCGGCGGCGGCGUCCCGGCGCACACCAACAUGCAGGCGCCGGGCGUGCCCUGCGGCUCCAUCCUCAGCUGGCUCUCCUUCCUCUACUUUCUUUCCUACAUCAAGCUGGCCGUCAGCCUGGUCAAGUACAUCCCGCAGGUGUGGCUCAACUACAAGCGGCAGUCCACAGACGGCUGGAACAUGCACAACGUGCUGCUGGACUUUGGCGGCGGCCUGCUGUCGCUCGUGCAGCUGCUGAUGGAUGGGGCGGUGACCCGCGACUGGAGCGCCGUGACAGGCAACCCUGUCAAGUUUGGCCUGGGAUUUGCCAGCAUGCUCUUUGACCUCAUCUUCAUGGCACAGCACUGGCUGCUGUAUCCAGCGGCCGCCGCCGGAUCAUUCUGGGCUGCGUCGGCAGCUGCAUCAGCGGAGGCCAAGGCUUCCGGCAGCAGCAAGGGUCGCGACGAGCAGCUGCCUGCUGCUUCAGGCAAUGGCCACCGGCCGUCGGCAGCAGCUGCAGCAGAUGCCGAGCGUGAGGAGCUGCCGCACGGCGUCGGUGUGGCACACCAGCCAGACCAGCAGCCCCUGCUGCCUGCUCCCUAG